AAGAGAUUUGAUACCGAAUGCGAAGUGACGAGAAAUGUUAGACACAGAAAUCUUGUUUCAGUGAUUACUACAUGUUCUAGUGACUAUAUAAGAGCCUUUGUUCUGCAAUUUAUGUCCAAUGGAAGUCUUCAGAAUUGGCUGUACAAAGAAGAUCGCCACUUGAACCUUCAUCAAAGAGUCACUGUAAUGCUUGAUGUAGCUAUGGCAGUUGAAUAUCUACAUCAUGGUCAUGUCACUCCAAUAGUUCAUUGCGACCUAAAGCCAACCAACAUACUUUUGGAUGAAGAUAUGGUGGCUCAUGUUGGUGAUUUAGGCAUCUCUAAAAUUUUAGCCAUAAGCAAGUCCAUGGCUUAUACCGAGACAUUGGGCGCUCUUGGAUACAUUGCACCAGAAUAUGGGUCGGAGGGAAUAGUGUCUGCUAGUGGUGAUGUUUAUAGUUACGGCAUCAUAUUGAUGGAGGUUUUGACAAGAAGAAGGCCAACAGAUGAAGAGAUAUGCAAUGAAAAUCUUGACUUGAGGAAAUGGAUCACACAAUCAUUUUCAGGGAGUAUGAUGGACGUUGUGGAUGCCAAUCUUUUUUCUGAGGAAGAACAAAUCACUAGUAAAAGUGAAAUCUGCAUAGCAUCCAUGAUAGAAUUGGGUUUAGACUGCACGAAGGAAACGCCAGAAUCAAGAGUGACCAUGAAAGAAGUAGUGAAGAGGCUUAACAAAAUCAAGAAUACAUUUAUGGAAACAUAG
This is a messenger RNA of Solanum tuberosum (potato), 738 nucleotides long. RefSeq names its product probable LRR receptor-like serine/threonine-protein kinase At3g47570. Gene Ontology annotation, biological process: protein phosphorylation. Gene Ontology annotation, cellular component: membrane. Gene Ontology annotation, molecular function: ATP binding; protein kinase activity. The record is from RefSeq and is a predicted model, not a curated record. Lineage: Eukaryota; Viridiplantae; Streptophyta; Magnoliopsida; Solanales; Solanaceae. Bases 112 to 738 code for a protein of 208 amino acids. The transcript has 3 exons.